Molecule: messenger RNA, 818 nt
Organism: Scomber japonicus (chub mackerel)
Lineage: Eukaryota; Metazoa; Chordata; Actinopteri; Scombriformes; Scombridae
Exons: 6
Coding region: 1-723 (240 amino acids)
Biological process (GO): response to bacterium
Source: RefSeq, a predicted model, not a curated record
AUGGAGAUGUCAGUCAAGCAGCGUCAAGCAGAAGAGAUGCUCAUUAUAAGCAGCAACGAGACCCGGGCACAAUGGUCAGAGACGAGCUUGGAGCAUGUCCAUCCGUGGAAAAGCUGGAACUCUGUCUCAGUUUAUGAGUUACAGACUGUGGAGGUCCAGUCUGGUGAAGAAGCGACACUGCUGUGCUCCAACAUCUCCAAAAGUCCAACUCUGGCAGAGUGGUUCAGAGUGGUCAACAGAACCCAAGUCAGUUGUAUCGCUUCUAUGUACGGGUCUGACGAUGAAGCUUCACUCUGUGAUGGAUUUCAGAAUGCAAAAUUCAAUAUGAGUUCAAACAACUCUACAGUCUUUCUUAAAAUCACACAAGUUGAUUUAUCUGACUCUGGACUGUAUUUCUGUGGAUUUUACAUGGAAACAAACACAGUCAUUGCUGAUGUGACAGAGUUACACGUUCAAGAAGAGUCUGAUGGAAUAAACCUGAUGAGUGUGAUUCUGGGUGCUGUGCCUCUCUUGCUCACUGUGAUCAUCAUUAUUCUGGUUGUUAAAAUCAGGAAACUUCAGACAGCUGCCAAUGCCGAACCACAGCCAGAAAGGAACAAGAAUCUGGGCUCAGAUGACCUGAACUAUGCAGCUGUGAAUUUUCAGCCAAAAGCAAAAAGAACCCGUCGGCCUGCAACCGAAAGAGAAAAGGAACUAAGUGUUGUGUAUGCUGCCACCAGAUAAACUCAGGAGACGCCUGGAACUGCAGCUCGCUGUGGAAAUUGUGUUAUAUUACUUUUAUCUCUGCUAUGCUUUUGUGUGUGGGCAGGGGGGUGACU